Zonotrichia albicollis (white-throated sparrow) is the source of this 14145-nucleotide messenger RNA. Lineage: Eukaryota; Metazoa; Chordata; Aves; Passeriformes; Passerellidae. The record is from RefSeq and is a predicted model, not a curated record.
CAGGGACCCGCGGGCCCCUCCAGCCGCGCUGCCCCAGCUCUGCUCAGCCUCCGUUCCAGUUUCGAUUCCCCGGCAAGGUUCUCUGUUCGGAAGCGCUUUCCUGACGUCAGCUGUCACCGCGGGCUGGGGCAGAGACAAGGGCGGGACGAGAUUCCACAGUACAAGCCCAGCCCUGGGAGGUGGCCAAAGGCACUGAAAGAUCGCUAUUUCAGGGACAUUUUUAGCCGCCUUUAUCGGCGAAGGCUGCACCAAGUGUCAGUGGAAAUCCAUCUCCCACCAGUUUCAUAACCAGCCUGGUUACACUUACUCUGAGGGAUGCCUUACACCUGCAGCACAUCAGGGCAGUCCCGUAACAGGCUCCCCUCUCAGAGCCUCCUGCUCACACCAGAGCUCCAGCCAUGUUUGUGCCUCAGCCAAGGCUUCCACAGGGCUGACUGGAUGCAGAAAGGGUUAAUGAGCACUCGUUGGCUUUCUCCAGCACACCCUGCUCUCCCUGACCACCCCUUCUGCUGAACCCACCUCCUGCCAAGGUUUUCUCCUUUCCCCAGUCACCACCAUUACACCUGCAGAUAUUGUGGAGACCUCGAGCAGCCGGACAGCUCCUUUGCCACUCGCUGAGAGCACUGGUUUAGCACCACGAGCUGCAGGGCUGCAGCACAGAGCUGUCUCCCCACUCAGUAAGAGAAGCAACAGCAGCAGCACCACAGUGCACCUUUCCCUGUGCCCUGCUGACUGUGAAUGUCACACUGAGCAGGGGUAUUGGACCUGUGAUUAACGCAUAUGAUUCUUGCUAACAUGAUUGUAACUACAUCACUAUUUUAGAAAAUAAUUGCUAUAAAAUAAAAAGUAUAUGUGGUUAGUGUUACAAAGCAGAUGUGUCCCUUUGCACAUGUUAUUUGUGCAAAACAGGAUAUAGGCUGUGGUACUGAGAUAAGCAAGAUCCCAAAACAGAAUUGGCCUCGGGCAAACAAAGCUGGGACGAUUCCCAAAGCAGAACUGGCUGUGGGAUGAGCAAAGCUGGGACAACUUCAGAUACAGAAUCUAUAGUAGUGGUUUUAUCUAUGAAAUGAUAAUACUUAUUUGGAAUAUAAUAUUUACUUACAUAACACAAAGCUUAAUGUCCAUGUGCAACCUGUAAGGUUAUUCAGGGGACAGCAAGGAAGACAGCGAAAAGACCAGAGCCAGGAGACCCCCUAACAACAAAUGGAGCAUGAGCUGUGCAGUACAGUGACACAGAUUUCAAUAUUUGAAAAUAGGAGGAGAUUUACAGGAAAAUACUGAUGAAUAUGUACUAGCAUGCAGUAGAUAAGCUGGGUUUGGAUUCCUUUGUUUCUUACGUGAGGCACGGUGAGAAACCCUCCCCAUACCCUGGUCAGUUCUGCUUAUACUUUAUACAAACCUUAAUCAUACUUAAUUAAUCACUGCCAAAUUUCUGUAUAUGCUUGAUUAUAUCUAAUAUACUUGACUGUAUUCAUUUAUAUAAAAUUGCUGCUCAGUUAAAAUUGCUGCUAAAUUAAAUUUUGUUGUUUAGUAGAUCAGACAUAUAGAACUUCAUUCAUAACAAACCCAUUCCUCCUGCAGUACAGAACAGGCUGUCCGUGCUGCCACCCAUCCUGAACCCCUGGAAUGGAGGCUGGGCACAGGAAGGAUGGCAUAACUCAGGGGAGGACACCCCACUAAACAGAAAACCUUCUGCUGGCUUGGGCAGUGAGUCAAACUGCUUCUUGGAAAUUUUGGGUUUUGUACAUCAACAGCAGGAUUUCCUUCACCAAAGACAAUGGAUUACAAAACGUUACCUGUGAGAGAAUGGGUUGAGAACCACGUCAAAUGCUGGCUGGAAUCUACCGGAAUCAAGAAGGAGUAUGUAGAUAAACUCUAUGCAGAAGAAGUGACAGGUCCAGCAUUAAUGGAACUGGAUGAGUCUUUCCUCAAAGACAUAGGAAUGAAGAAAGGCCAAAUCCAGAUCUUAAUCCGCAAGAGAAAUGAACUUUUGCGGCUGCAGGACAACGCAGAGCAAGCUGAGGACUCCGGCAGCAAAACACCCGACAGAAGGGAAGCACAAACAGCCCCAGGCAGAGCCAGCACUGCCCCUGCUCAGGGCACGGCGAGCGAAGGCAGCUCUGGUGCUGUGGGCACCACCAGCAGCGAGAGCACAGCUCCUGCUUCUGGCAAGAAGCCAAAAAGCAGCAAGAAAUCCCAGCUUCCAAGUGCUGCUGAAGUUUUAGAGGUCAGAAACUAUCGGCCAUUUAGAAGUCAGGACCCCGACUUCAAAUACGUGAAGGACACAGUUCUUCCUCCAGAAUCAGGAGUCAGUGAUUUAAUCAUUCCUUGCCACGAAUACAAAUCCUGUGACACUGCUGCAGAACUGAACGAACAACAGCUGAAAUCAAAAUUUGCCUCUGAAGUGAUACGGUUUGCUUCGGCCUGCAUGAACAUUCGAACAAAUGGCACCAUCCAUUUUGGUGUCAUGGACAGUGUUGAGAACAAGGGCUGGAAACACGGGCAGAUCGUCGGCAUAAAGGUCAAAAAACGAGAAGACUUUGUUGAUGCUCUGGAUUAUAUAGAAAAGUGCUUUUGCGAUAAUUUACAAGAAAUUGCAAGGAAAUGUAUUCAUCCACCUGUGUUUGUUGAAGUGAUUUCAAAAGACUCUCAAGAACAAAGAUUUGUAGUGGAGGUUGACAUUGAACCAACAUUCAGCUUGGUAAAGAACAAUUACUUUCAAGUUCAUUUGCCAAAAUACAACGAAAGCAGUCACAAGGUGAUCCUGACCAAAGAACCAGCUCUCUACCAGCGACUGGGAGCGAAGUCUGAGCCCGUGCAGCAAAGCAAACUCGCUGCUUUUAUUCAAGCCAUACCAGACAGGGAUGCUCAGAGACAAAGAGCUGAGCUCUCCAGCACACAAGUACCUACAGAAAUACCUCAAGAUUUAGGAAGAAAGUUAUCAAUUCUAUUAAAUGAUGGCAAAAGCUACAUGGAUGAUUCCCUACGGUACAUCCUUGUCACAAACAGAUGUGAACAGGACAAUCUGAACCACAUCGACUUUUUAAUGCACUUGAACAUUUUCUGUGUCUUUGACUUCGAUGAACAUUCUAAUGUGUCAGGGCUGUACAGCAAAUACAAAGAGCACCAUGAAACAAGUUCUUAUUUCUUACAGGAUUUUUUCAAAGAAAUUAAGACUGAUAAUUCUCCCUCUCAGAAGCUGUUUGAUCAGACCAGCUGGAUAUUCUGCAAUGGGCGCAGUGACUUCCUUGGGGAUGAGAAAGCUUGUGACGAAAAUACAUGGAUCAGAACAAAAAAAAAAUACCUGAAGAAAGUAAUUACUUGUAUCUGUGAGGAAAUUCUGCCAGAGGGCUCUUUCAUUGUGCUUUUUCUAUUGCUGUCACCAGUGCAGAAACCACUUGUGGACACUUUUCAGGAAUUCUAUACAGAGAUGAAUGGCAUGGAGUACAUCAUCUGCAUUGCAGAGUCCAGAGACAGCUACAAGAAGUGGGCUAAUCUAGCUCAGGAAUCCUGCAGCAUUGAGACCCUGGAACAACGCAGUGUUGUGGGCAUGAAGCUCAGUCACGUCGAUGCCACCAUCCAGUCAAUGCUGCCUUCUACAGCCCAACCCAGACACCUGCCAGCUUCCACUGGAGGCCUGUGUACACUUCCCUUGCGGGAAGAAGAGAAAUUGUAUUCCCUAGAAAUCCUUUGUACUGAUCAAUGUGAUGAUAUCAAAUUAAAUCUUUGGACUGAAAAACAAAAACAAGAAAUAGAACAAGAUUUUUACCGUGGGAGAAAAAUCACUUGGGAAAACUUGUGGCUUGCUGAUAAUAAACACUGUGGGGACAUCAUUGAACGUAAGGCAUGUGCAGAGGCAAGCCAACUGCUGGAUGGCAUUUUACGAGGAGGUGGACACAAUUAUUCUGUGGCUAAACUAAAGAUAUUUCACCAUCCUGGGAGUGGAGGAAGCACAAUAGCACGGCAAGUUCUAUGGAAAAACAGAAAGCGUUUUAGAUGUGCUGUUAUCAAGACCUCCUACCCACCCUUAACUGUUUGUAACCAUGUGCUCGCCCUUAGAGAUUAUGAAGAAAAGGAAAUCAUUCACUGCUUUCCUGUGCUGCUCCUGAUCGAAGAUUAUGAUGAUGAGUACUUGGAUGACCUACAGAGUGAGUUAAUAGAGGCUGCAACAGCCAGGAAAAUGAAUACCUCCAGGCCUUACUUCAUCCUCAUAUGCUGCAGACGAUACAAUGACCCUGAAAGGCACUGCAAGGCUUCGCCACUGGACACAGUCGCUGUCACUCACAAACUGACAGAUUUAGAGAAAGAGCAGUUUAACACCAAACUUGAAAAUCUGCAGCAGAAGUAUGAUAAACCAGAAUUCAUACUUACAUUUGUGCUGAUGUGUAAGGAGUUCAGUAAAACAUAUGUGUCAGACAUGGUAGAGCACAUCCUGCAAGGCAUCGACCCUUCCUCUCGUGACACCUGCUUGAUGCGUUACAUUGCCCUGCUCAACUGCUACGUACCAAACUCAUACCUGUCCCUGUCACACUGUGAGGCUUUUCUGGGCCUGGGGGCAUAUACAGAGAGUACAGCAAGAGCAUACGAUUUCAAGCAUCACUUGAGUGAACAAGCAAGAAUGAUUUUCAUUGAGCUAAGGGAAAGCAUCACUUAUAUUUCAACGAUUCGGAUAAUACACUGCCUGGUUGCAAAAGAAAUUCUGCAUCAACUUUCAGGGAAUCAAUCACUAAGUCAAAUUGCAACAAGUCUUCUUCAGGAAAAGACACUCUUUGAAAACAGAUUUGGACGAGAAGAAUUCAGAAGGUUUAUCAGACAUCUGUUUAUUCGACGUGAUAAAAGAAGCAGGGGGGACAAUACUGACACUCUCUUCUCCCCGUUCAUUGAACAAGUCUGUGAAACCGAAGACUGUGAGAAAGCCAUUGCUGUUUUAAAAGCUGCGUAUGAGCUCCUUGGAAAAGAUCCUUUUUUUGCCCAGCAGCUUGCCAGACUAAAUUACAGCAAUGAAAAAUUUGAAGAUGCUAAAUACUGGGCAACGGUUGCAAAAUCACAUUUGCCAACCGAUUCUUUUAUUUUGGAUACAGAAGGUCAAGUCUACAGGAGAUGGUUUGGUUUUACUGUGGAUAAAAUGACAGAGGAAGAUACUCCUGAAAGGAUCACUGAGAAGAUAUUGCUUGCUCUUGAAGCUAUGAAAUGCUUCAGGGCUGCACAACAGGCAGCAAAGGAAGAACGUGAAAGCAUGAACAACGCUGGCUAUUUUGGAGAAGUAGAAGUAGGUUGUCGCCUUCUUCGAUUUUUGUCCACACUCCCUGUAUUCCACAGAGGUCCAGAGGGGGAGCAUACUGAGCUUGUGAAAUAUCUCACCACAGAUUACAUUCCUGAAGACAUAAAGAGACCAUGGGGAAGGCUUCAUUCCCGCUUGAAAGGCUUGCGCCAGAACCUCUACAAUGCUCUGGAAUGGAUUUCAGAAGAACUAAGUUACUUCCAAACAGAUAAAAACCAGGAGAAGGAUGAUGAAAAUGAUGAUAAGGAAGAACAAAUUCAUAAUCCCAGAAAGUGGCUGAGAAAGCAAGCAGCUGUAUACGCUAAAUUCUUCAUCUCAGCAUCACUUCUAGAUGACAGCAACAAUGGUCCUGACACUCAGCUCAUGAGACAAAUGAGUAUUUAUGGGAGUGGUGGAGGAAAUGUCACCAAUAUCCUGUCUUUCUUAACAGAUAAGAAAGAGAACAGGUCAGCUGAAAAGCUGGAAAGGAUCCUUAGUUUCUAUCCAGAAGACCCACUGAGGACCAGGUUGGAGGACAACGAUUUGAUCAAUUUCAUUUUGUGCCACAUCACAUUAGCCUGCUUAGCACCAGGAUCAGCCAAACUCCUCCCACUGCCAACGCUGCGUGAGCUCAGUCUAAGAUUCUUCAAAGGAAAGAGACAAUUUCCAGCAAGUGCAUAUUUUCUGCUCACCUUGCUGUACUGGCCAGAUGAGGCAUUAGACAAAGAGCCUAAUCCCAUUAAUGAUGAAAUUUUAACUUCAGCUCUUCAAACCUUGAAACGCUUAUAUGACAUCAAAGUGAAAGAUGUUCCUACCAGAAAGAAAAGAAUCUACACCCAUUUUUUUCUGGGAAAGGGUUAUGGUUUAAGUAAGAUAGUGGACAAAACUAAAAUUGACAAAUUGAUGGUGGGGUCCUCCUUAGAUGAGAGGAGAAUGAAGUGGCUGCAUGGAACUGUAUGGAAUGUUCCCGAAAUCCGAUACAAUCUCAAAAGAGUUUCUGGCUGGUCCAAGGACAGAAAUUUAUUUAUACGAGGUCACGGGAAGGAACUCCAGAUCUUGCCACUCCAUCGUGAAUCAGUGCCUGCUGGAAAUGAAAAUGUGACCUUUUACUUAGGCUUUUCAUAUAAUGGUCUUGUUGCUUUCAAUAUUGAGGUUGAAAAUGAUCCAGCCAUCAAAAGAACCUAAGGUAUGCGGUACAGUACUGCAUGCAUGGUGCUCUUAGAGGGUACUAAAACUUAGAGGGUACUAAAAAUGGACUGUUCCUGAGUAACUACCAGACAACAUCAGAAUUAACAACCAUAUUAGUGACCAAGUAACUCAAAAAAAUUUAAACUAUGAAUAGAGUGAACUUAGAGCCAAGCCAUUGAUUGUUCUGGAAUUACAGAAAACAAGAUUUUAAACCAAAGACCCAAAGACAACAAUUGAUCUGGUUUUUCUUACCCCACAGAUUAGCACUUCAAGUUAUCUCUGCGUAGUCUUGAUCAGUAAAAGAAUUUGUCCAGUGCUGUUGUCAUCUUAUUGCAGAAGUUCCAUACCUUCUUGUUGCUUUCUCCAGGGCAGCUCCUCACAGCACUGACUCCUUCUUCACAGUACAGCCAACAAACUCCAGGUCUCUCCUCAACCAGCUAAGCCACUCUUUUGUGGCACUCUUCUAACUGGACACAGCUGUGGCCUAUUAAGGGCAGGCCUGUUCCUUUUGGUGAUUAGUACAGCUGCAGCUCCUCAGGGGUGACGUUACCUUCUGCACUAUUUUCUUACAUUCUGUCCCCCCACACAGUGUAACUAAAUUUUUCUUCCUGAAUCAGCAACAGAAAAAUGAACUCAGACCACAUACCAUGUUGACAUGUGCCAUGUAUGAGAUACCUACUGACUGCAAAGGCAGUGGCAGUAUGGAAGCAGUGUUAAAGCUAACUUCACAAUCAGACUGAUAAAAAACAGGCCCCAAAUUCUGCAUAAUCCUACACUGCUUCUCUGUGUAAAUACUAUCUUACUAGACAAUAUCUAUAUCUGGGCUGGGGUGGGAGAUACGUGAGCAGAGUCAUGGGUGGCAUAAAAGAUCAGUUGUAAGCACUGUUAUGUGUACACAGUCAAACAAUUCCUGCACUUGGUGAAAUUAUUCUGCAUUAUCAGCCAAGGAGUGCCACAGAAUACAGAACUGGAAUUUGUCUAAAGCAUACAUCCAUGGUUUGAAAAAUGCAGAGGAGGUUUUCAGUGCUAUGUUUGCAACCAUGAUGCCACAUUCUGCUUCUAAUAACAAAAAUGUGUGUUCUUGGAGUUUCCUAUUGUUUGAUAUAAGAUAUUGUGGCUAAAAUUGCCAAAACCCCCUGUCAUGUAACUUGUUUUAAUCAAAUAAAUAUCUUUUGUGAAGUACUGCCAUUUCUAUGUGCGCUUGAUUACCCUACCUGAGGAUGUAUUUUCAACAGUAGCUAGGUAUGAUUUGCUUUUCCAACUGCAGCAAGGAUCUGGGCAGAGCCAAAAACUGCAGAAUGAACUGCAAGCCAUGGUGAAUUCUGAAGGAAGAAGGUGGAAGAUUAUUGUCUAAUCCAAGCCUUCACAUUCUGGCCUGAGGAAGGAGAAACAAUUGCCAGAAGGAAGAGAGCUGGAGAGGGCAGAGAAAUCCCCCUCUGCUGCCCAGCCCUGAUGCAGGGACAGGAGUACGUUUCACAAGGUAACUGGGCAAAGGCAGCUUCCCCAAGUCUGGCCUGAGGCAUUAGGGUGGCUUCAACCCAGAGCAGAAACUUGGGGGUAUGUAAACUUACUGAAAAGCAAAACACUGACAUACACAACCUGCUCAAAUACUGUGGCAGAAACACAGACUUUGUUUUUGAAAAGGAACUGUUACCCUGAUGAAAAAUUGCAGCCAGCUUGGCCAGGAGGGUCUGUCUUGUGAUUUGCUCACUGCCUGCCCACACCCCACUCGAUCCUGCAGACAGCAGUGCUUUGCCCUGCAGCUCACACUACUGCACAAGCUUGAGUCUUUGAGGUAUAAACAGGGCUCAUGCUCCUCAUAUAUCCCUACUUUCAUCUUUUGAGAAAUUAAAAGUUUAGAUUUAAACUCUUUAUCCCCCCAGCCCCACAGAAAACAACAGCAACAACAAAACAAACAAAACAAAACCAAACACCCCUAAAACAACAACAACAAAAAGACCAAAAGAAGAAGUUUUAGAGAAAAAGUGUAAACUCACAUAUUAACUCUUGGGGUCCCACACUGCAAGAACCACCAGCUGAGGCUCCCAGUGUGCCAAGUACAGACCCACCCUUUCUAUUUCCUACCAGUCAUGUUCACACUGGGAGGGCUUUCACCUGCCAGGCAACCACAACUGGCUCUUGGCACAAAGCAGCUCCCAAAUGCCUCAGAUUUCCUGGAGCUGAAGGGCCAGAGGACAAAUGCCCAUUAGAACUUGUCACAGCAGCAGUGUUCCCUCGAAGGGUCCUCUACUGCACCUCCUCCUUGUCACACACUGCCAGUGCAAAAUGCCUUCAACUGCUCCAUGCCAUAGCACAAAAAUAUCUAUUUAUCUUCCCUUUACCAGCUCUCAGAAACCAACCCAUGAGUGAACAGUGGUAGCUAAACAAGCCCCACCAGCCUAGCACAGUAAUCCAUUCUCACCCCAUACACAGGAGGUGCCAUUUCCCAAGCUACCUCAUCUCUCUGCUCAAAAAGGAUUUAGAACAGAGCACCUCCCAGCAUGCCCAUGCCACCAACUUUUAUGAAAACUGUUAGAAAUUUUUACUUUAUAUUCUUCUAACUUCAACAGCUUUUUACAGUCUGCUUAGCAGCAGGACAGUGGAUCAACAGCAAAAGGAAGUUACAGGUCAAGAAGUUAGGAUUCACUUGUUUGUGUCCACUUUAAAUCAGAACUCUCAAAAAUGAGUCUCUGCAGCUUACAGAGAAUCAAAAAGCUGGUACCAAGUUAUUCUCACCAUAACAUCUGUUGCAAUAAUAAUUUAAAUAGGUAUUCAAGAGGAGAAAAGAAAAAUACACACAAACAGUGGUUCACUUCUGUUUAAUCAGACACUGUUACAAAAUGUCACACAUUGCAGAUGGCUGUGUGUGCAAUGACCCAUUCCUCAAGAACAGUUCAAGAGAGGGUUCCCAGUGGAUGCAAAUCAUGUCAGUUCCACAUUUUCUUUUAAUCUUCUUUGUAAAGUGAAUGCUAUAAAAUUAAGCUUGUUAUUGUUACUAUUAUUUGCAUGCAUUAAAGUGAUGCACAUACUUACCAGUCUCUCACUUUCUUGAAUUAAAUUCCACACCAGUAUUUUGCCACCACCUGUCUUUUGAAAAAGAUCAGUAAUCCCAGCCCUUUCAUCCCACUUAACACAAAAGCAGUAUCAGUUAAGUUACAGAAAAAAGCCCUUCACAAGACACUAACUUCUGUGGCCAUACUGCUGCUGAGAGGGGACACUGCUCACUCAGGUGCUUCAAGGUCCUUUAUGAAGGUACUAAAACCAGUUUGGAGUUUGGUCAUUUUGAGUUUGCUGCAUGGUGACCAGAAACUCAAAAAGGGCAACUGGGAGUCAGCAAAGAGUGGAAAGAAAAGUGGGAAAUGACAACCUGUCCCAAAUACACAGUACCACAACUGUGAGGGAAGACUGCUGAACCACUUCACAAUGGACAGCUGCUCUAGUGGUGUGUCAGAAGUUGAGCUACAAUUUAACACUGUUUACCUGGCAAUCAAAGUCCACAUUUCCAGUCUUGUUUUGGUCCUAUCUCAAAAGAAAAUAAACUUUAUUCUCCCAAAAAGUACCAUAAGUAACUGCCAUUUAAAGUGUCACAAAGAGAUGUCUUUCUACCAGAGUUCUACUACAAUCUGUCCUGGAGAAAUGCACUUUUCCUUUUGUUAAGACCCUAUGGAACACAGUGCCCUUUAGUUAUCCCCAUGACUGCCAGACCAGUGUACGAGUAGUGCAGGUCUGCAUGCAGCCACUGCCAAAAGCAGGACCUGACAUGGUAAUUGAGCAGCCAACAGCAUUUACUGAUCCAGCUUCGUACUGAGCACUGCAUUAAUGCCAGCAGGUCAACCACAGGUGGUGUAAGAAAUCAGACACAUUCUGUUACCAGGGCUAACCUCACAACAUGUAUCCUUUUUAUUCCUGCAUACCUGCAAUUAAGAUUAAGCAAAGAAAGAUAAAGCUAAUUUGUAAAUAUUAAUGUGUAUUGUAUAUAAUUAAUGACUCCCCCUUUUCCCCCUUCUAGGAAGAAAAACCUAUGCAACAUUAGUCAGAAAUUUGCCUGCAGCUCAUUUUGAAGAUAAAGCAAUUUAGUGUAAAUUACCAAGAACUGAUGUAGAGAAGAUAACAGGCAAUGGGCUGAUACAGUAACAAUUCUAAAACGUGGGAAGCUACAAUUGCCUUGAAACCGUGCAUGUUUUUAUGAUGAAUUCUGCAGCACUGUUUAAGAUUUUGGAACCCUAAACCAAGAAUUCUGCUGGAAGUGGCAAGUCACUCAUAAACCCACUCUAGACUCUUCAGAUGAGCUGGCAAAACUCAAGUGUCUGUUCAGCUACCACAUAACUGUGACCUUCCCAGUGCUAAGUAAUUACCCACCAGUGAUGACAAAAGCCCCUCCAAUUCAGAGUGGGACAUCACGGCCUCAAAAGUGAAUUAAAGCACAGUCUUACAGCCCAUCCAGCUGUGGAUCUCUGCUUCAUGAUUCCAGCACAGAAAAGGUUUUCAUCUCUUCUACUGAUAUGCAGAGAUAAAAUAUACAAAGUCUAAAUAGAAAUAAAUGUGUGCAGCCAUUCCAGAGAAAGCUGCAUCUUUUGUUCAUUCACAAAGAAUCUUUCCUAUUUUAAGGUAUAAAACAUUCUACACAAUAGAAAUAAAAUACCAGAAUUUCUGGGAAGAUGGAAUAGGCCAGAAUUAAAAUAGAGGCAGAGCAGUAACUCUGAUGUAAGAUAAAACAGCUGGACAAAACCAUGUUUGUAGGCAGCCUCUGAAGUGCUGAAAUGAACCAACAAAAGUAAUUUAAAAAGCACAGAAGAAUAAGCUCCUGGCUUACCAACCUAACAAAGUAAAAAUCUGUGGGUAAGAAAGGGUAAUUAGCAGUAGCUAAAGAAAAUGGAAAGAUUACAAACUGAUAUGGAUUCUUAGAAACAGAAAUGCUUAAUCCCCAACACAACAAACAGAGGACCCUGCAGGUUUGCUGGUAAAAAACAGCCUCAGUAAUAACUGGCAUGUUACCACAUGAUUUUGACUUCAGACUUUCACAUUCUUCAGUAACACCAAAGGCUGCUUGUCAAGAUUCUGUAUUAAAUUUUCCUUAAAGGUGCUUGCAGAUAUUUUACCUGUCCACAAGCAUAGUUAAAUCCAUUAUAGAUCUUCCAAAGAAGUCUACUCUGUUCACUCACUACUGGAAUCAGUAGUAGGUAACAAUUGCAUUUCAGAGAUCAAAAUUCCCCUCAGGUAUUUAAGUGGUAUCAUUUGAACAAAUUAUUUCAAAUAGGAACAUCAGGUACUUACAGAUUAAACUAACCUGUACUGGCAGUUCUGUGGAAUUUUUCUUCUCUACCAGUAAGUAGCAAAUGCUGAAAUUCUGCUGCUAGUUAACAGAAACACAAAUUGUAUUAAACCAAGGUGUUUUACCCAUAAUUUAGCUUUUUAUUAAAAAAAAAAAAAAGCUGCCAAACUUCAAUAACUGCUAUUUGUUCCUUAAGAAAAGCAUGUGAAGUAAAGGCAACUAUAAAACUACUUUCAGUUUGCCCUUGUGAUUUUUCAUACAUAACCCAUAAGUUUAACCAGGUCACCAGCUGCCUACUAAAAACAAAGGAAAUUACAAUACUUACAUUGCCAGGUUCCUUCAUUAAAGUCCUAAAGCGUGUUUUCUCACUCUGGACUUUACAAGUGAAAGAGAAAAAUGUAUUUUUUCCCACUUAAGUUUAUGAGAAAGAAGCUAGAGAAUUCAGUGCAAGUAACUCAAUGAAAAGAAAAGAAAAAAGCUCUCCAUGACAUCUUUGUCUCAAAGCAUUACAUAAUUUCCUAAGUUGGAAAAUGGUGAAAUAGUUGCUUUUGGUUGUACUGCAUUCAUUUCAGGUAAUUAAAAUUACUGUUAGCAAAACCCAAUUCUACACAGUGGCUACUAAGAGCAGGAGAAGCUGAAAUUCUACAACCCAUGCCCCCUUUCUGAAUAUGGUAGAGAUUUAAGACAAAAUUUAAGUGAAAAAAAAUGUAAGAUGUCAGAAGCUUGAACCUUGUAUAAGGCAGCUAGCUGUCAGAGAGACACUAACUGCUAACAAGAGAAUUUUUAACAAAGCUUUCAGGCUCUCAAUGCCAUGUGCUUCUUUGCUUUCAGUUAAGAUGAUACUGGCAUUAAAAUUCUACUAUUUCCUCAAAACUUUUUUACUUCUUUAUAUCCUCAAGAAAGAAAAACCUUAAAAUAAGUAAGUUCAAGACAGUAUUUCUGCAGAAGUCAAAUUGACUGCCAUUAAACCAGCAGUGCUGCUGACUGUCCCUACUGCAAGAAAGCCCACAAGAAUUUAGGUGGUUCUGUAAACUUGUUCAGAAGGUACAAGGGCCUCUUUAUUCACAGUGCCCAGGUAUUUAAGCAGCAAGCCUGACAAUGAUUCAUAGCAGGGACAGCCCAAAGUGACUCAGCAGGAUGCCAGGACAUGUCUGGCUGCCAGAGCAGCAGCUCCAGGGCUCAGCCCCUCAGCCACACCUCCACAAGAGUGCAGUAAAACUGCAUUUCCUUACUGGCAAUCUGUGCUCUGGCAACCAAGACUGCACUAAGUUCCUGCUUCCAGUGUGCCACAAACCUCUCCCCAAGUGUUUUUCAGAACUUCAGAAAGAACUUUUAUAUACAUUACACUUUACAAACAGUUUGAUUGCUCUUGAUCCCUUAAAUGGCUGUCCCAAAACUCUUCCUUCCUCUGAAUUACUUCCAACUUAGCCCAACCAUGAGACAGAAGAGCAGGCACAGGCAGCUGCAUUCUUACAGAACCCACUCACUACCACUGUUUCCCUCCUCUGAUUAUUUUGAUUGCAAGCAUACAGAUUUUUUUUAAAUUCUCCACGUGUGGUAUGUACUUUAUUUACCACAUUUCCAAGUUACUUUUCUCGUUUAAUAGAUCAGGUGCAAAUUUACCCAAUUUAGCAGAGUAUCAGUAACCCCUGCUCCUUAAAAAAAGUUAUGUGCCCCUACUUAAGCUUAAAAAAACCUGAAUUCCAAGACCUCAUUUUGUUAAUAUCUAUAAAAGUCACAUCACUGAAAUACUGUUACCUUUGUACAGAAAUUUCACUAACAGCAAGAUGUCCAACUUUGUGAAACACAAACUGCUGCAAUGAGAGCUGAAAGACUGGAAUAUAACUAAGAACACACUUCAUUCCUCAAAAUAAAGAGGCAUUUCAAAAUUGCCUAUUUUUUAUUUUGAGACUCUAAGAGAUUCAGAUACUUUAAGCAAGAAGUACAAAGCCCCACAAUGCAUUAUUUUGAGUUAAACAGUUUCCUUAGACAUUCUAGGGAAAAAAUAACUAAGCCAAAUGGUCCUAAAAUUAAGCAAGUGAAAGGAGUACUAGUUGCAGUAGUUUAUCUUGAAGAGUUGUUCUCAUCUUCACUGUUAUCAGGGGGAGCACCACAAUGAGAAUUAGCAAAGCAAGACCAUGCUCAGUAACCAUUCAGCAACAGUUAACAUGGACAGGUAAACUUUCCAGUCAGACAAGGAUUUGGGGGGGGCUUCUACAGGAAAAAUGCAAAGGGCAGAGUACAAAGAAGGGUACAACAGCAAUGUGCAAUCCACUCUAAGUGAAUUACAACUCUAUCCUUGAAUUAAAAUUACUUCAAAUCCCAUUAGGGGUCAGUAUUAAACGAUAUCUUGAAGAAAUAAACAACUAUGUUCAUAAAAAAGCCUCACCACAAACUUGAAAAAUAUCUCAAAAACUUAAAAAAA